GGAGGUGAGGCGAGGGGCUGGGGGUCGCGGGGCCCGCACGGCGUGUCUGCUUCCCUGUACCUGCAGCCUCUGGGCCUGGGCCCUGUGCAUUCGGAUCUGUGCCUGCCUCCGAGCUCACCAGCUUUCCUUCCCGGGUACCUGGAGUCCCCGGGCGGCUCCCAGUCCUGCCGACCAGCCACACUCAGCACCUCGCCCUGCUGGGGAAGACAGGCACCGUCUCCCUUCCAGUUCUAAUCUUCCAGCUCCGUGAAGAAAAAUGACCGGGCGAGCCAGAGCGAGAGCACGAGGAAGGGCUUGCGGCCAGGAGACGGUGCAGCACGUGGGGGCCCCUGCUAGUCAGCCCCCUGGCUUCGUCCAGCCUCGGCCUCAGCAGCCGGCAGCAGAGGGGGAGUUAGUCGGCCGUGGACGACAGAGAGGAGCAGGCGGAGCGCCGGCCAAGUCACAAGACCUCCAGAUAUCCGCUGGAUUUCAGGAGUUAUCGUUAGCAGAGAGGGGAGGUCGUCGUAGAGACUUUCAUGACCUUGGUGUUAACACAAGACAGAACCUAGACCACGUUAGAGAAUCAAAGACAGGGUCUUCAGGUAUUAUAGUAAGGCUGAGCACUAACCAUUUUCGACUGACGUCCCGUCCCCAGUGGGCCUUGUACCAGUAUCACAUUGACUAUAACCCGCUGAUGGAGGCCAGAAGACUCCGCUCAGCUCUUCUGUUUCAACAUGAAGAUUUAAUUGGAAGGUGUCAUGCUUUUGAUGGAACAAUAUUAUUUUUACCUAAAAGACUACAGCACAAGGUUACUGAAGUAUUUAGUCAGACCCGAAAUGGAGAGCACGUGAGGAUAACGAUCACCUUAACAAAUGAGCUCCCACCUACAUCACCAACUUGUUUGCAGUUCUAUAACAUUAUCUUCAGGAGGCUCUUGAAGAUCAUGAAUUUACAACAAAUUGGACGGAAUUAUUAUAACCCAAGUGACCCAAUUGAUAUUCCAAAUCACAGGUUGGUGAUCUGGCCUGGCUUUACCACUUCCAUCCUCCAGUACGAAAACAACAUCAUGCUUUGCACCGACGUCAGUCAUAAGGUCCUCCGGAGUGAAACCGUGUUAGAUUUCAUGUUCAACCUGUACCAUCAAGUAGAAGAGCAUAAAUUUCAAGAACAAGUUUCCAAAGAACUGAUAGGCUUAAUUGUUCUUACCAAGUAUAACAAUAAAACAUACAGAGUAGAUGAUAUCGACUGGGACCAGAAUCCAAAGAGCACCUUCAAGAAAGCAGACGGCUCUGAAAUCAGUUUCCUAGAGUACUAUAGGAAGCAAUACAACCAAGAGAUCACGGACCUGAAGCAGCCUGUGUUGGUCAGUCAGCCCAAGAGGAGGCGAGGCCCUGGGGGCACCUUGCCGGGGCCCGCGAUGCUCAUCCCGGAGCUCUGCUAUCUCACAGGUCUAACUGAUAAGAUGCGCAACGAUUUUAACGUGAUGAAAGACUUAGCUGUCCAUACCAGACUGACUCCGGAACAGAGGCAGCGCGAAGUGGGAAGACUCAUUGACUACAUUCAUAAAGAUGAUAACGUUCAGAGGGAGCUUCGAGACUGGGGUUUGAGCUUUGACUCCAACUUACUGUCCUUCUCAGGAAGAAUUUUGCAAGCAGAAAAGAUUCACCAAGGUGGAAAAACAUUUGAUUACAAUCCACAAUUUGCAGAUUGGUCAAAAGAAACCAGAGGUGCACCGUUAAUUAGCGUGAAGCCACUAGAUAACUGGCUGUUGAUCUAUACUCGAAGGAAUUACGAAGCAGCCAAUUCGUUGAUACAGAAUCUAUUUAAAGUUACACCAGCCAUGGGCAUACAAAUGAAAAAAGCAAUAAUGAUUGAAGUGGAUGACAGAACUGAAGCUUACCUGAGAGUCCUACAGCAGAAGGUCACAUCAGAUACCCAGAUAGUUGUUUGUCUGUUGUCGAGUAAUCGGAAAGACAAAUACGAUGCUAUAAAAAAAUACUUGUGUACAGAUUGCCCUACUCCAAGUCAGUGUGUGGUAGCCCGGACCCUGGGCAAGCAGCAGACAGUCAUGGCCAUCGCGACCAAGAUCGCCCUGCAGAUGAACUGCAAGAUGGGAGGGGAGCUCUGGAGGGUCGAUAUGCCCCUGAAGCUGGCAAUGAUCGUUGGCAUCGAUUGUUACCAUGACACCACAGCUGGACGGAGGUCAAUUGCAGGAUUUGUGGCGAGCAUCAACGAAGGGAUGACCCGCUGGUUCUCCCGCUGCGUCUUUCAAGAUCGAGGACAAGAGCUGGUAGACGGUCUCAAGGUCUGCCUCCAAGCUGCCCUGAGGGCUUGGAACGGCUGUAACGAGUACAUGCCCAGCCGGAUCGUCGUGUACCGGGACGGCGUCGGCGACGGGCAGCUCAAAACCCUGGUGAACUACGAAGUGCCGCAGUUCCUGGACUGCCUCAAGUCUGUCGGGAGAGGCUACAACGAAUACUUCUUUGUGAACUCGACUGGCACUGAUGUCUUACUCCGUCCGUGGGGAUGGCGUGCACGUGCGAGGGACACACUGGUCCUCCCCGAGCACCCCGCCUGUGCCCUUGCAGACCGUGCUGCUCUCUGCCUUCCUCCGCUCCCCCGCGGGAGUGAGACUGCGCCGUCUCCACACGGCCCUUUGGAGAAGUUACGUUUUGCUAGUCUGUCGGGUGGUGAGCAGGCUGACGUCCGUCCGGGACCGUUGUGUCAGGGGCUCACUGGUGCAGAAUGACGGCCGGCGGAGUCAGUGUUGAAGGAGCCCCAGAAGUUCCGAGAGGCCUGUUUGUGCGUUCAGCCAGCAGUUGGUAUCGUUGCAGAAAGGAGGGCGUCGGAGAGCCCUUGAGUGCACCUGGGCACCUGUGGGCUGGGCACCCGGAGCCGUUUGCUUCGCUGGAGUGGAGGGUACUUCCGGGUCGGCCUCGGCCAGCUUCUCGGUGUUGAUGGCACCCGUUUCUUAGAGUGAGUUUAUUAGUAAGCUCUCAGAGCAAGUCAGGGAGGUUUUUCAGAUUAAAAUGCUAAUAAGCAUUUUCCGAUAUUUUGGAAGUGGACGUUAAUGUUCUUUUCUGUCUCCUUUAAAAACCUUAAUGCUUGCAUUUUCUCACUAAAAGAAUGGUAUUUGCUUUCGGUCUUCGAAAUGUAAGCCUUACUGGAUGUGUUUCUCUGAGUUCAGUGCUCCGUCCGCACGGACAGAGUUGGUGGGGGGGUGGGCAGAGGAAGGUGCGGAGAGGCGGCUGCCUGCUGGUCUCCUUUCCAGGUCCCUGCUCUAGCCCUCAGCGUCUUCUAGCCCCAUUGCCUUUUUCUCACACUGAGGGGAAAGGAAAUUUCCGGGAAGUAAGGAGGAGACGCAAUGGUGCAAGUUGAUCUCACAGCCUCGAGCUGCAUGUCGUUUGGGUUUGGGGACACACCCUGUGGCCGUGUGGGGCCUGGGGCUCUGCUGCUGGGAGUCUUUCGAGUCCUGUGGGCUUGGCUCCCAGAAGGAGCAGCAGAAGUUGCUCUCGAAGAGGAGCCCGGAGCCCGAGUGAGGGGAGUCGGUGAACCGGGUCCUGCCCAGGGCGGUGUCAC
Messenger RNA from Prionailurus viverrinus (fishing cat), 3558 nucleotides. RefSeq names its product piwi like RNA-mediated gene silencing 1 (gene PIWIL1). The record is from RefSeq and is a predicted model, not a curated record. Gene Ontology annotation, biological process: regulatory ncRNA-mediated gene silencing. The coding region runs from base 257 to 2728 and encodes 823 amino acids. Gene Ontology annotation, cellular component: P granule. Gene Ontology annotation, molecular function: piRNA binding; protein binding. Lineage: Eukaryota; Metazoa; Chordata; Mammalia; Carnivora; Felidae. The transcript is spliced from 20 exons.